AUCGGCGAAAAUUUACCAUGCGACAUAUGUAAUGUCAAAUUGAUUGAAUUUGAAAGAGAUCUGUUCACCGGUUCGCGCCACUUUCAUCUGAGAAAUUACAAAAUAGACAAACUGAUUUUCAAACAGGAUGAGUACUUGUGAACACUUGAGAUGAUUCGAUCGUUCGCACCCAGUCAAAGGGGGAAACGGCCUUUGCUCGUGGAUAUACCACAGGAAAUUGAAGAACUGCAUUUGACUCAAAAGUCUGAAAAUUAUACGCAGGAGCCAAAAAGAAGAACUACCAAAAAUGUCAAAGAUAUACAAAUACCAGAACGCAAAGCUAUUCCUCUUUCUGAUAAUGGUGUUUACACGAUGCAGAAAAUAGUAUCCGAGCAUGAAGAGAGAGUGAGGAAACUUCUCAGUAAACCCUUUCAAAUACCAAUACCUGGUUACCAAUUGUCUGGACGAGUUCUUGGAUUACGUCUACCAGGACCACGUAGGCCAUUGCAUGAUCCUGAUGAACCUAAUGCCCUAAUUGUCUAUUCGCCACCAGAAUUAUCGGAACAUGACAGAUUGAAAGUAGAUUUGUGCAAGCAGCUCGUACAUGUAGUUGUAGAUCCUAUAUUGUGCAAUGUAUUACGACCUCAUCAACGUGAGGGAGUGAAAUUUAUGUACGAAUGUGUAACAGGAAAACGUAUAGAAGAUGCAUAUGGCUGCAUCAUGGCAGACGAAAUGGGUCUUGGCAAAACCCUACAAUGCAUAACUCUGUUGUGGACAUUGUUAAAACAAGGACCAGAGGCUAAACCACUAAUAGAUAAAGCCAUUAUUGUCGCACCUAGCUCUCUGGUGAAGAAUUGGUACAAUGAAAUUAAUAAAUGGUUAAAUAACAUGGUUAAUACUCUUGCUAUUGACGGCGGAAAGAAAGCAGACAUUGACAAGCAGCUCAUUCGUUUUAUGAAAACUUAUGGCAGAGUUGUAACUCCUAUUCUUAUUAUAAGCUACGAAACGUUUCGUUUACAUGCACAUGUUCUGCAUCAGGACGAAGUGGGCCUCGUAUUGUGCGACGAAGGUCACCGCUUAAAGAAUUCUGAAAAUCAAACUUAUCAAUCUCUUAUAAAUUUGAAAGCCAAGAGAAGGGUAUUACUCAGUGGAACGCCCAUACAGAAUGAUCUAUUGGAGUACUUUUCUCUCGUACACUUCGUUAAUCAAGGAUUAUUGGGAACUGCACAGGAAUUUCGGAAAAAAUACGAGAUACCUAUAUUACGUGGUCAAGACGCAGCUGCAACAGACAAAGAACGUGAACUCGCUCAGGAACGUUUGACUGAUUUAGUAUCCAUUGUUAAUAAAUGUCUCAUUAGACGUACUAGUGCUUUGCUCUCGAAAUAUUUACCAUUAAAACACGAACUUGUAGUGUGUAUUAAAAUGGGAGAGUUGCAGACACGUCUCUAUAAAAAUUUCAUACAGAGCGAUAGUAUAAAAAAAUCUAUGGAAGAAAAUGAUAAUUCAAAGAAAGGAGGUAGUUUGUCCGCUUUGGCUGCCAUAACUCUUUUAAAGAAGCUCUGCAAUCAUCCUGACUUAAUAUAUGAUAAAAUUAUGGAAAAAGCAGAAGGAUUUGAAAGAGCGGCAUCAUUGUUGCCGCCAAAUUACUCGACAAGAGAAGUAAUGCCAGAAUUAUCGGGUAAAUUGAUGGUUCUUGAUUGCCUACUGGCGUCUAUUAAAACCACGACAAAUGACAAAAUAGUAUUAGUAUCCAAUUAUACGCAGACACUCGAUUUAUUCGAGAAACUCUGCCACAAACGUUCCUACAAUUAUGUGAGGCUCGACGGUACAAUGACGAUUAAGAAAAGGGCGAAAGUAGUGGACAAUUUCAAUAACGAAAAUAGUAAUGAUUUUAUAUUCAUGCUUAGUUCGAAAGCUGGUGGAUGUGGCUUGAAUCUCAUCGGUGCGAAUCGUCUAGUCAUGUUCGACCCAGAUUGGAAUCCUGCAAACGAUGAGCAAGCGAUGGCCAGAGUAUGGCGAGAUGGUCAGAAAAAACCAUGCUUCGUCUAUCGUUUUCUUUCUACUGGAACGAUAGAAGAGAAAAUAUUUCAGAGACAAGCCCAUAAAAAGGCGUUGAGUUCCACGGUGGUUGACCAAGAGGACGACGUGGCAAGACAUUUUACUAUAAAUGAUCUGCGCGAUUUAUUCAAAUUGGAGGAGAAUACAGUUUCUGAUACGCACGCAAAGUUCAAAUGCAAACGUUGUGUCAAUGGCAUCGAGGUGAAGGGUCCACCAGAGCAGUCUGAUUGUAAUUCUGAUUUGUCUGACUGGCGACAUUCGCAUAAUCCACGGCAUUUACCAGAUAUACCAUUACGACAGUGUUGGCCCAGCGGUAUUUCGUUUGUUUUUCAUCAUCGUUCGCAUGAACAAGUAAAAUAACUCUCGCCUAAUGACGAUCUGUUUGCAUCUUGUUUCGGAACUUUGCAUUUUAGGAAUCAAGUUAUACAACAUUAAUUAAAAAAUAUUAUAACUGCAGAAAAUUAUCUUGGUAAAAAAAUUUGUUUAAUUUUUUUCUAGAGACUUAAGUCUAAAAUUUAAAUAUACAUGUACAUGAAAUUCUUUUCUUUCUCGUAACACAUUCCUUUUCUAUUUGUAAAUUUAGUUGAUUUUGUACAAAAAGAUCGUCAUAAUUCGCAAAACACAGUUACAAUUUUUGUCAAUAUAAAUGUGCCUUACAUUUUGUAUAAAUUAUUUUGCGUUUAUGUAAGGAAGAGAUAAAUUUAGAUAAAAAUAAAAGAUACAUUUCUAAUAUC
Messenger RNA from Solenopsis invicta (red fire ant), 2771 nucleotides. RefSeq names its product DNA repair and recombination protein RAD54-like (gene okr). The record is from RefSeq and is a predicted model, not a curated record. Gene Ontology annotation, biological process: reciprocal meiotic recombination; double-strand break repair via synthesis-dependent strand annealing. Gene Ontology annotation, cellular component: nucleus. Gene Ontology annotation, molecular function: ATP binding; ATP-dependent chromatin remodeler activity; DNA translocase activity. The coding region runs from base 151 to 2397 and encodes 748 amino acids. Lineage: Eukaryota; Metazoa; Arthropoda; Insecta; Hymenoptera; Formicidae. The transcript has 10 exons.